Mesorhabditis spiculigera is the source of this 693-nucleotide messenger RNA. The record is from the annotation of a GenBank genome assembly. Lineage: Eukaryota; Metazoa; Nematoda; Chromadorea; Rhabditida; Rhabditidae.
AUGACCUCGGACACGAUCGUUCAUAUAGCCACGCCGAUUGAAGAGAAAUCACCCCACGAAUUGAUAAAUCAAGAUAACAUCAUGAAGGUAGCAAUGCUGGAAGAGCAGCUGGCUGCUGUUAAUGAUAAAAUGCACCGUCGCGAGACCGUAAUAUCACAACUGGAAGAAGAGAUUCGGGCCAAGGAGGAGUUGGUCGCUGAGCAGAAGCAUUUGAUUGAAGUGUUAGAUGCUGUUCAUAACAAUGCAAAAAAUGAGGAGAAUGAAAAGGAAGAUUCGUCAUUCAUGACUGGUACAUCAUUUGAUGAGGUCUCGAUUCAAAGCGAUGCAGAAGUUACCGUCAUCGAAAAUCACCCAGAACCCAGCACCUCAAAAGCUCCCGAAGACCUUCCCCAACCAGCGCAAUGUAUUUUUGAUGAAAUGGAACGCUUAAGGGUUGCAUUAAGACGAGCCAUGAUUGAUCGCGAAAAACUCGAACUACAAAAUGAACAACUUUUGCGCCAAUGGGAGGAAGCUCUCGAAUAUGUGAGCACUGUCCAACGACAACUCCAAGAAGAGAUGCAAAGAUGCUGUAUAUUACAAGAGCAAUCAAUAGAAGGCAAGAAAAGGCAUCAAGAUAUGGUAUGCGUUUCUCGGGAUUUCGUCCAGUUUCUUGGUGUUUUUGCGGCGGUUAUGGCGCUUUGGCUCUACAUGCUA